AUGCUUGUCACUCAGAGUCGUCAGAAGAGCUAUGCUGAUCAAAGGCGGAAGCCUUUAGAAUUUGAAGAAGGAGAGCAUGUGUUUUUGAGUGUUACUCCAACAACCGGAGUGGGUAGAGCAAUCAAGAUGAAGAAACUGAAUCCCUGUUACAUGGGUCCAUUUGAAAUUAUGAAGAGGAUUGGACCGGUAGCCUAUAGGAUUGCCUUACCGCCACAUCUUUUGAACCUGCACGACGUAUUUCAUGUGUCGCAGCUUCGGAAGUAUACUCUCGAUGCAGGUCAUGUUCUGGAACUAGAAUCGGUUCAAGUAAGAGAAGAUCUGACGCUUCCAGUACUCCCGGUUAGGAUCAACGACACCAGCAUCAAGCGAUUGCGCAGAAAGGAAGUAUCAUUGGUGAAAGUACCUUGGAGUCAGGUUGGAAUUGAAGAACAUACUUGGGAACUUGAAUCGGAUAUGCGGAAGGACUACCUACACCUCUUUUCAGGUAACUAA
Molecule: messenger RNA, 492 nt
Organism: Arachis duranensis
Lineage: Eukaryota; Viridiplantae; Streptophyta; Magnoliopsida; Fabales; Fabaceae
Exons: 1
Coding region: 1-492 (163 amino acids)
Source: RefSeq, a predicted model, not a curated record